This is a messenger RNA of Stylophora pistillata, 2618 nucleotides long. RefSeq names its product protein PRRC1. The record is from RefSeq and is a predicted model, not a curated record. Gene Ontology annotation, biological process: activation of protein kinase A activity. NCBI's taxonomy places the organism in Eukaryota, Metazoa, Cnidaria, Anthozoa, Scleractinia, Pocilloporidae. Gene Ontology annotation, cellular component: cytoplasm. Gene Ontology annotation, molecular function: protein kinase A regulatory subunit binding.
CAUGGUGCAUGGUCAAUAGUUGAUGGAAUUCUCCUGACUCAAUCCUUUUUGGUGAAUACAUUUUUUAUUUUUUGCGAUUUUUUCGUGUCAAGAACCCGUGAUUAAAGGCUUAGAGGAUCUAAAAAUAUUUAAAACCUGCGAUGGACAUUACAAAAGAAGUGGAAAGCGCAUUGGAAGACGAGGGUUAUGUAAAAAUCGACUCGACAUCUCCAAGGACAAUGUCCACCUCCUCCUCUCCUGUUACCAUUGGGGAUAAAAAAUCGAGUUCAACCGGCGUCACUUCGGUUUAUUCGCACUCUGUGACCCAAGUAACGAGCCCUGUUCAGCAGAGGAUUCGCACAGACGAUUCAGCGAGUGAUCUUAUGGAAAAUAAAAAUGGCAAAACUUCAGUAAAUGUUCCUUCAACUUCUUCAUCAACGUGGCAAUAUUCUGACCAGGAUCCUGAUGAAAAUGAAGAUUUAACUGGUGGAGUUUGGGGCUGGAUGUCCACUGCAAUGUCAGUUGGAUUACAAACAACGCAAAACAUUGGUAGAAAUAUUGUGGAGAAAACAAAGACUUCUGUUGAAAGUGUGAUCACAACACUUGAUCCAGAAAUGGAGGACUAUUUAUACAGAAGAGAACAGUCUAUAAGCCUGGCUGUAGCAACCACCGAUACAGAAGCUGUAGAAGCAAUAAAAGAUGGAUUCCGUCAAGUUUUUGAACAUGUUUCAGUGCAGUCAAAUUCCUCAACAUCUGGGAUUGCCCCCCUCCCUAUUGGGUUUUCAGCUGGAGUGAAGGGUGCACGGCAUAGAAUAGCCAAUUUAGUGCACGGAAAGAAAGUGCAGGAAGGUCAUGUGAUCAUUGGAGUGGAAGAAAUGUUGUCAGAGCUGCUACCUGGCAGGUGGUUUGGUUUAACAUGUCUGGCACUGAGUGACCCAACCUCAAAGACAGAGCUUGAAACAUUCUCCCAAUCAGUCCAAAUUCCCAGUGUUUAUAUCAAGAAAGCAGAAGAAAGCACACCCUCUAAUUACAACUUAAGAUGGUCAGGCCUAUCAUUUACUCUCGGAGAGGUCAUGUUAGGGUCUGGGCAAGAACAUGGUGAUUGGCAUUCUAAAAUAUCAGGUUCCUCUAAAAGACAGAUUCUUACUUUAGCAGCAAGGAGUUUAGCAGGGCAGUUUAGAGAAAGGUUGAAGGCUAGUGCUGACUCACUGAUGGAAAAUGCAUUAGUUAUGUAACAAGUUAAUACACUUCUAGUAUAUUCAUAUUUGAUUCUAUGCACAUGGUUUUGACUACUAAGCCAAUGUUAUUUAAAUUGUUCUUCCUACUCAACAAGUAUGAUUGUUUAAACUGCACUAGUGGACUUCAGAAAAAUAUCUAGUAGCGUGAAGUGUUUAAGUUACCUUCAAAUGCUUGUUUACUUGACAAGAGAAAGAACAGCAAGCAAACAAACAGAUUAUGCAAAAUUUCACAGUUUACAUUACACAAAUUAUUAUACUUAAUGUAGGAGUUUAUAGAAUCCUUCAACUAUUUCUUCUCACACACAAUGCAUGUGAACAGAUCAUGUGACUGAGUAUGCACCAGGGAAUAUCCACUGAUAUACCUCAAGUUAUUUCCCCAAUUUUCAAAGCCGACAUCCAUAAGUCUUAGUUUGAGAUUUGAUUCAAGGUGAGAAGGUGUUUAGCUGUUGUUAGAGACUAAGGGACUUGUUUGUUUGUUUACAAAGUGGUACCUGAGAGCAUUGAAAGUGAAAAUUCCAUGGACCAAAUGGUAAACAUUUUUUUUUGCAUGUUGCAGAAUUCUUUGAUAGUUAGUAAGCACAGUAGCCUUCAUUUUGCACAAAAAUAAUUAUGCUCAUGUGUUUGUCCUUGAACUUAAACCUUUUUUUUUUGCAGCUCACGGUUUUCCUCCAAGCUAUUUGCAUUUCGGAACAGAUAAUGUACAUGGGCAAAUAUCUGAACAUAUUUUCACUCCAAUUGAAGGCUAUUUACAGUAUUAUAUACUAUUAUAUUUUACUAUAUACUAUUAUGUCAUACUAUAAAGUUAAAUGAAGUGAUUGGAUAUAGGUUAUCACUAGUACCUCGACCACUCAGGCAGCAUGCAGUAUAAUAGUAUUGAUACAAACCUAACUACUUACCUUUCAAAUAUCAUUCAUAAUAGUACUUAUAAUAAAAAGAAUACUUUAUCAAUCCUGGCAAUUUAUUUAAUAUAUAUAAUGUAUAAUCAGAGCCCACAGUAUGGAGGGUACUGUAGUUUCCUUCCUUAAACCCAGAUAAUUGAAGGGAGUUUCAUUGUGCACCUAUUGUGAAUUAUAUUUAUCACUAAUGCUAGAGUUCUAUAAAUAGUUAUUGUACAUUGUUAUGUAAAUCUGUGUUAUGGUAAAUUCAGAGUUUAUUGGUGCUAGCCUAGUGUUAAGAUAACUUAUGGCAAUUUGAAUAGAUCAGAUGUAAAAUAUAUUUUAAAUGAAUGUAGAAUAAAUUGCAUUGAAAAAGAAGUAACACACCUUACUAUGGAAGAAAACAGAUUUGAAAACAAAUCAUUAGUUUCAGGGAUUAUUUUCUGUUAAUUUCUAAAGUAUAAAUGUUAAACUUUCAUUGGUACAUUGACAAAAUGCAUAGAGGAAUAAAGUAUUCAAAAUUUAA